Molecule: messenger RNA, 954 nt
Organism: Dracunculus medinensis (Guinea worm)
Lineage: Eukaryota; Metazoa; Nematoda; Chromadorea; Rhabditida; Dracunculidae
Source: the annotation of a GenBank genome assembly
AUGUCAAAUUCGACUCCAUAUAUUGGGAGUAAAAUCAGUUUAAUUUCAAAACUUGAUAUAAGAUACGAAGGUAUUCUUUAUACGGUUGAUACAACUGAAUCGACUAUUGCCCUCGCUAAAGUGCGUUCCUUUGGGACAGAAGAUCGUCCCACGCCUAAUCCAGUGCCGGCUCGUGACGAAGUCUAUGAAUAUAUUAUUUUCAAAGCAUCCGAUAUCAAGGAUUUAAUUGUUUGUGAAACUCCAAAACCUGUACCUCGGUUAUGUGGCGGACUUGCAUAUGAUCCUGCUAUUUUAACUGUUUCGGAAUCGCAUACUUCUCAAAAUCAAAAUGUGGCCCCUAAUGCUAUAAGUGCUAGAAUGGGAUAUAAAAAUAACAAUACGCAGCAGAAUACAUACCAGCAUAAGCAAAAUUACCGCACUGUUCAACGCGGGGGUUAUAGCCAGCGGGAUGCUGGCAACAAUUUACAGCGAAAUAUGCAUCAUAGAAUGCGGUUCGAAAGCGAUUACGAUUUUGAAAAGGCGAAUGAAUUAUUCGAGGAAACAUUAAAUGAUAUUACAAAGGAUCUAAAAAAUACGAAGCUAGAUUGUAUGGAUGAAAAAGUUGAAACUGAAAAGGAGGGAGGUUAUUAUGAUAAAAAUACUUCAUUUUUUGACAGAAUAUCUUGUGAAGCCUUGGAAACGAAGGAUCCGAAAAGUCGCGCCGAUUGGCGUAAAGAACGUGAAACUAAUCAGGAGACAUUCGGACAUUCAGCUGUCCGUUCUUUGAAUUAUCGCAGGUCUCGAUCAUAUUAUGGUGGUAGAAGCGGUAGAGGUGGAAAUGCAAAUUAUCGGCAUAAUAAUUACAAUGCUAACAUACAGCAUCGUGGUGGUGGUAAUGGUGGAUUCGGUUAUGGCUAUCAUCAUAAUGCUAAUAAUCGGCGAGGUGUGGGUUUUAGAAGCAAUUAUUCGAAUUAG